Messenger RNA from Mangifera indica (mango), 2143 nucleotides. Its product is annotated as serine/threonine-protein kinase haspin homolog. NCBI's taxonomy places the organism in Eukaryota, Viridiplantae, Streptophyta, Magnoliopsida, Sapindales, Anacardiaceae. The transcript is spliced from 15 exons. Bases 110 to 1984 code for a protein of 624 amino acids. Gene Ontology annotation, molecular function: histone H3T3 kinase activity; ATP binding. Gene Ontology annotation, biological process: protein phosphorylation; intracellular signal transduction; mitotic cell cycle. The record is from RefSeq and is a predicted model, not a curated record. Gene Ontology annotation, cellular component: cytoplasm; nucleus.
AAACUCUACCGUGUCUCUGCCGUCUUGUCAAUCAACUCCAUCUCUCUUACUCUCUUACUCUCUCUCUCUCUCUCUCUCUCUUUCUCUCUCCCUCCAUUAGUGUCACAUUAUGAGUUCGAAAAUGGGUUUUGAUUUGUGGAAUGAAAUUAUAGCAUCUGCAGAAGAAGAAGAAGAGCAGCAGAAGAACAACGCUGAAGUAGUUUAUCGAAGGAGAAAGCCUCAACAGACUAAUAAAGAUGUGAUCUUGAAUCGGGUUCGUUCGAGUGAGGCGAAUCGGUUGAGUUUGGUUGCUGCUAAGAAUGAGAAGAAUCGGGUCAGUUGGAACCGAUCACUUUCCACCAGAGGGAGGACUAGUAUAGCUAUUGGUGCUUGUAUGGAUAUUCGGCCUCAGCAAAAUCAGGCAAGAAGAAAAGGAAAACCAGCUCUUCCGAAGGGAAAAGUUGUACAACCUGCAAACUUUGACAAGGAGCGAAAAUACUUUCAAGAAGUUGAUGCCUUUGACUUGCUUGAGGAGAGCCCCUCUCCCAAACAUGCUAGUACAUGGACAAGGGGCCAAAAUGAGGAUGUGCUUAUGCCACAUUUGUGCUCAAGAUUAGAGAAAAUUUUAAUAUCCCUGAAGUUAAACCGUGGCUGUGGGCCUUCUAGUUCAUUGUUCAAGUUAUUGAAAACUCCAAACAUGACCUUGCAGCCUAUAAGAACCUUUGAUUUUUCAGGUUUAAGAACCCCAGAAGAAUUUGCUCUCCUAAGCACACCAGCUAUAAAUUCUACCCAAAGUAGAUUUGAGAAAAUUUUAGUGGAGGGAGAUGUACUUGAAAAAGAUGGUAAUUCACAAAAGGGAUGUACAACCUCAGUGUGUGUGAAAGACGAGGACUGUGAAGUCAUAGAAAAUGCAGUAAAGAAACUCUCUUUAGCAUCCACGUCAGCUUCAUCUAGUCUUCAUCAUGUGGAUCCAUUUGAUACACUUUUAGCAGUUUGUGGACUAUCAACUCCUUCAAAGCUACUAGACGUAUUGUCCAACUAUUGUGACCUGAAAAGCAUUUCCAAAAUCGGUGAAGGUACUUAUGGAGAGGCUUUUAAGAUUGGCAAUACUGUUUGCAAGAUAGUACCAAUUGAUGGAGACUUGAAAGUGAAUGGGGAAGUGCAAAAGAAAUCAGAAGAAUUGCUUGAGGAGGUUGUACUCUCCCGAACUCUUAACCUUUUAAGACGCGAAGAUGGGGAUGCUUAUAAUGCGUGCACAUUAUUUAUAGAAACCAUAGAUUUAAAAGUAUGUCAAGGUCUAUAUGAUCCAGUUCUGAUUGAAGCCUGGGAAUGUUGGGAUGAUCAACAUGUUUCUGAAAAUGAUCAUCCGAGAGCAUUUCCAGACAAUCAGUGCUAUGUUGUUUUUGUUUUACAACAUGGGGGUAAAGAUCUAGAAAGCUUUGUGCUCCUGAAUUUUGAUGAAGCACGUAGUCUAUUGGUUCAGGUUACGGCAGCCCUAGCAGUGGCUGAAGCUGCAUAUGAAUUUGAGCAUCGUGACCUGCACUGGGGAAAUGUACUCUUAUGUCGAAAUGAUUCAACAUCUCUGCCUUUUAUUCUUGAGGGGAAGCAUAUGAUUAUUAGAACCUUCGGAUUGUCGAUAUCAAUAAUUGAUUUUACUCUUUCCAGAAUGAAUACUGGUGAAGAUAUACUCUUUUUGGACCUGUCCUCAGACCCUUAUCUCUUUAAAGGUCCUAAAGGCGAUAGACAAUCAGAAACAUAUCGAAAGAUGAAGGAUGUUACAGAAGAUUGCUGGGAAGGAAGUUUCCCCAGAACAAAUGUGUUAUGGUUGCUAUACUUGAUAGAUAUAUUGCUACUGAAAAAAUCAUUUGAACGUUCUUCGAAGAAUGAGAGAGAUAUGCGUUCAUUGAAGAAGCGUUUAGACAAGUAUCAGUCUGCCAAGGAAGCGAUUUUCGAUCCAUUCUUCAGUGACUUGUUAGAAGAUGUUGCAGUUGUGGAGUUAGAAUGAAGAGAAUGUACAGAGAUGGUAAGUAAUAACAUAUAGUAGAAAACUUGCAGUUCUCACUUGUAAAUAUUAACUUGGAAGUAACAAAACAAUGCAAUGAGCUGGUUUUUGCAUUGCCAAUUAGUCUCAUUAUUGACCUCAAUAGUCCCAUGUUACAUGUAA